Messenger RNA from Scomber scombrus (Atlantic mackerel), 1485 nucleotides. It is a transcript of the gene nudt8, whose product is annotated as nudix (nucleoside diphosphate linked moiety X)-type motif 8. Lineage: Eukaryota; Metazoa; Chordata; Actinopteri; Scombriformes; Scombridae. Bases 20 to 1288 code for a protein of 422 amino acids. The record is from RefSeq and is a predicted model, not a curated record. Gene Ontology annotation, molecular function: coenzyme A diphosphatase activity. The transcript is spliced from 5 exons.
GUGGAUUCAACUUUCAAGGAUGUUUAUUAGGGGUCAUCAGAUCCUGACCUGGUCUUGUCCCAUAAGGCCACUGCUGCUAUUGAGAGAGUCUCAUCUAACUGCGUUUUCUGAGCUUUCUGGUGCAGGAUGGCAUGCUGCAAGAGAGCUGAAGGAAAGGAGAUAUGAGGGGUCAUCAUUAUCCACAAAGACUGUAUCCUGUUCAACACAGCUGUCUUGUUGUAGCUUGGACUGUGGUAACCAUCACCUGAGAGAGGCCUCUUUUCAAAACCUCACAUCCAAAGCCCUUUUGCCCAGCUGUCAGCCACAAACCCCUCAGGUUUCUGCUUCUGGAAAGUCCAAACUAGCAUCUAAUCCAUGGAAGUGCACUGUAGUGGAAAAUUUAGCUCAAAACCCCAAAGCUGUGAGUGCUUACCAGGACUGUUUAACAAACACCACUUGCCUUCAGCCCUGGAAAAGGCCUUGGCACAUUUGCCAACCUUCACACAGUUUCACCAAUAAGGCUCACUCGUGUACUUAUCUUCAAAGCCAUUUAUAUUACAGACAGCACUGUGUAAGACCUUUCAGCUCGUCCACACUGAAGCCAUGGAUUUUGAAAAACUUUCACAGUAGAUCACAAACCAGAGCUCUUCAUCAGACUGCUCCUCACAUGGUUGACGCAUGGAGAGAUUGUCUAUCCCUGGAGAAUGAAAACAGGUGCCGACUGAGCCUAGAACCCAACUUGAAGCACUAUGAAGUGGAAAAGGGGAGAAAAGGGGCAAGUCAAAGCCAGGGGAAGAACCAGGGGAAAUGGGCUUCCGUCCUGGUCUCACUUUGCUCUGUUGAGGGGGAACCAGCAUUUCUCUUCACCCUGCGCUCCAGCACACUGAAGGGCAGGCACAAGGGAGAUGUCAGCUUUGCAGGAGGGAAGAGUGAUCCGUCAGACAGAGAUGUUGUUGCCACAGCAUUGAGAGAAGCCCGGGAGGAGCUGGGUGUUAAUGUGGCAACAGAUCGGGUCUGGGGGGUCCUUAAGCCUCUCAGGGACAUGUCAGGGAUGAUGAUUGCUCCUGUGCUAGCUAACCUCGGUCCUUUAGAGGAAUUGUCCUUCAAACCAAACCCUGGAGAGGUGGAGGAGAUCUUCACAUUGUCCUUGUCCCACUUAUGCAACCCUCGGAACCGCGGCUACACACACUUCCGCACCGGUGACAAGUAUGGAUACACACUCCCUGUGUUUCGUAACGGGAAGCAUCGAGUGUGGGGCCUGACAGCUAUCGCUCUAGAGCAGACCCUGAAGCUUAUUGUCCCAUCGUAACAACCGCUUUAAUCACAGCUCUGCUAAAGCAUACCCAUCAUGUGAUUCAAAGAUUUGAUUGUGACUAAUGUGAAAUCAAGCUUCAUGUAGCAAAACCAUGAAAGGAAUCAGAGAGAAUACAAAAUAGGUGUUUAUUCACCCAUUCUCAUUCAUAAAGCUAUAUUUAUUUCCUUCCUGGGAAUUUCUCAGAAAGGAGA